This is a messenger RNA of Neocloeon triangulifer, 3934 nucleotides long. Its product is annotated as proteoglycan 4-like. Lineage: Eukaryota; Metazoa; Arthropoda; Insecta; Ephemeroptera; Baetidae. The transcript has 8 exons. The coding region runs from base 894 to 2741 and encodes 615 amino acids. The record is from RefSeq and is a predicted model, not a curated record.
AAAAUUCAUUAUUUGCUUUCGUGCAAAAGGGUUAAUGCAAAACUUCUAUUUAUACUCGCUGGAAAUAUUUCGCCGGUGCGAUAAAAUCUAAAAGCUCAUUGGAUUUAUCUGGCUAAGGUGUUUUCUAAUUUGUUGCCACUAUUUUUGGCGAAAUUGGUAAGCAACUUUCACCACCAUAUAACAGUUAUUGAACCGUCAAAAUUAAUCACAAACAAAUUAAAUUUUUUAAACCAAAGUAGAGAAAAACAUUAUGAUUGCAAUAGUAAAAAUUGUUAUAAUAGUUUUUAAUUUAACAGGACUGUAAUUAAAUUAUUACAAAAUCUGGAUCGCUCACACAUACAGCUGGUCAUGAAUUUGAAAGGGCGUUAAAAAUAAUUAAAAUUAAAUUACUUAGCAAUUAGCAGUGAUUGGCAAUCACCACCUGAACAAAUUAGAAAGUUCGAUUCUAUUUCUGCAUCGCAGCAAAACAAACUGCAACACAUGCACAUUGAUUGCAUCGACGGCAAGGGUUGUAAUUAAAGCCUUCGAAGUUAAAUGAAAAUUCGAUCUGCAGUCUGAUAUAUUAAUUGAUUGUUUUUUGCACGUUACCGACUAUUUGCUCGUGCCUUCUUUUUCACAUGACAUUCGGAGGGACACCCGCCAUUGGUCGAGGUCGUCCAAUAUUAAUCCGAGUGGAAAUAAAGCGAACCAGGCGGACUAUCUGUGUACCAGGCGCUGCCUCUCGUGCUCUCUCUGUUAUGGAAUACAUGUUUUGAUAUUAUUAUUGCCCUCUUUUGCUCUCAACAUCCCAUUAUAUAUAGGCAAUACACGAAUGGGCGCGCAAUCAGUCGCUCGGGCCACCGUGCACGGCCAACUUGCCUCUCUCUGGCCCAGGUUCCUACCGACAAAUUAAAAUGUCGGAUUCAAAUCACACGAUGAGCGGCCUGAAUUCUGCAAGUGAAAUGACUUCGAUCAAGACAGACGUCCUGAGGAACAGGGUGUCCCAACCAAUUCCUGACACCUACACCUCACCCGUCCCUUCUUCUCAAAGACCUGCGUCUCAGUCUCAAUAUCAAACGCCUUCAGCAAACCAAUACCAACCCCCGACCACCACCACCCCUUCAUACCAACCAUCUUCAGCCACCGCGAAUUACCAGCCCUUAUCCUCGAGCCAGUACCAAACCUCUGCUACCACCCGAGAACCACCUCUCACUUCUCAAUACCAACCCGCAACCGGCCCAACUACUGCUUACCAACCACCAGCAACCCCAUACCAACCCCCAACCACCCCAUACCAAUCUCUCUCCUCUCAAAACCAACCAGCAGCUCAGUUUCAAACGCCUAGCACUCAAUACCAAACACCACCGAGCCAAAACCAAACCUACCAGGCGGCUCCGACCACCCAGUAUCAACCGCCACCGGCUCAGUACCAACCUCCAGCGACCCCGUAUCAACCCCCACCCUCGCAGCAACCACCUCCGCAGCAGGAAAGACCUGAAAGAGUCAUUUCAGGGGUCACAAGGACGCCGUCUGUGCGUCAACUGCAGACGCCCGUCGACCCGGCACCGUCGCCGGUGUUGCCCAGUGGCAAACCGGUGACCAAAGAGGUCACCAUCACCCUCUCGGGGAAACUACCCUCAGUGCCGGCUGCCCCUCUGGAAGUGAGCAAACCGAUCGUAGAUGCUGCAAAAGAGGGUGAGGAACUUCUGAAUAGGCAGGUCCCUCGUCAGCCACAGCCGCAAGAUUAUAGGGAGCCGCCUCAACAGCGUCAGUUUGAGAGGCCAGCGGUGCAGCCCCAGCAGGUCAUACAGCAGCCCCCACGAGAGCCCCUUCCUGCCACCCCCGUACCCCAAAAGCCGCGACCCACCGAUCUCACGCUGCAGCAGGAACGUCCCUCGUCAAGGGCGGCCCCCUCGCGCACUCCCGCUGGGGGCUCUUGGUGUCCCAAAACGGGCCGCUUCAUCCCCGACCCGCCGGACCCGCGAGCGGAGAUCAUUCAGCGGCAACCGCCCCCGGAGGUAAUGACGCCCACCCCCAGGAAGCCCAAGGGCAUGUACUGUCCUCGGACGGGCAGGUACAUUCCGGCGCAGGGCGACGUCCAGAGGAGGGCGAUGACCCCCCGGGGAGAUGAGUUCAGGGUCAAGUUUGCUGAGAUCGAGAGUGAGACACCCAGGUACGCGAAGAAGGAAAAGAAGGUAGCGAAGCCGCCGAUGGCGUUUGGCAGCGUCAUUUCCACGCCGCGAGACCCGGCUAGAGUGAGGAGGGCCAAAAGCACCGAGGGAAUCGCGCAGAGAAACGCGAUGACGCCAAGAGGGGACGGGCGUGACUUUGCCAGAUCUAUUGAGAAUUACGAAGCGGAGGAGGAAAAACAAGGCAAUUUAGUACGAUCUGCAAGUACGAGAAGUUCGCUCAGGAGACCGAAACCUGAAACACCAACCAGGUCUAAUGACUACAGCAACGUCACCCCUCGCGUCUCUACUUUCAAUGACCACUAUCAACCCACCGGGGGAGUGAAAAAAGUCGUUGGAUCAAAACUGCAGUGGAAUGCGAAGAGCAGGGUGGACUGCUACAGACGACCAGAGGAAAAAAAGGUUCAACCGCCAACUGAACACAGAAAUCCUGCUUCAAAUGACUACAGACCAGAGACCAGGGAAUAUCAAACAAGACACGUGGAAAGCACUCAGAAUUACCACCCAGAGGUUCAGCAUGCGUAUCAAAGCGAAGAGGAUUCCAAGAGGCUACCACGUGGUAGGAUUAAGUAAUGAGAAUCAAAACGGGGGAUAUACAAACUUUUAGAGUCGCACAAAAAGUUAGCGCACACUAAUCGCAAAAAUGUAUAUUAUCGUCUACUGCUCACGGGUGCUUUAAAUUCAUGAACGGCGGUGAGUGUUUUGUAAUUCUAAGAAGCACUUGAUGCAAAGCUGGUAUUUAAAAAAUGCCGAUAAAAGAAGAGAGCGCGGCCAGGAAGGUCGUCGUGUGAAAGAUAUUAAUUGUUUUUGGCACCCAUUUCAAGUUCAAUUUUAAAACAAAGACACAACGAUCUUCUAGCUUGUAGCAAAUCCACGCAACGCCAGUAGAAAUUGUAAAAAAUUCACCAAUUUUAAAAUAGCCACUGAAAAGGGUUAAAACUUUCAGGAAAUAAAAAUUUCUAAAUAUAUCUUAUUUGCAUUUAACAUAAAAAUUAAUAAAACUCUUUUAAAACCAAUGUUGGCUACAACCUGCAAAAGUUAGAAGUUAAUAAUUUUAAGAAUUGCAACACAAACUUUUGAUUAAAAUAUUUUGAUUUUCUGAAAGCGUCCACCCCUUUAAAGAAGAAAAAGUGCACUUAAAAUAAAAGCGUCUUUAGACAGGGCAGAUUAAGCGCGCUUGAUUCAAAUGCCAAACAAAGAUUUGGCUCAUUUGAGACGUGACGAAUUUUGCUCGCGGUAGUUUUUCAAAAACAAACCCACGCGAAAAUGUAGAAGCUCUCAAGAGUGUAAGAUUUGGCACAAUUUUGUAGCUCCAAUUUAAGGUGCGGUGAAACAAAUUCAGUUUUAAACUCGGGGUGCAGAAUAAUGACCUCUCACCCGCGAGCCAAAAGUGCAGGUGCGAGAAUUUUUAUUUGUAACUGGGCGGCGCAGGACCGACUUAGCUGCGCUCGUCACCUCCGAGUUAUUCCGCCCCGCUGACAGCUCUUGAGAAAUAAGCCGGCCGCGCGACUUGAUGCAUUUAAUUAAUCAAUUACAAGAAGAGAGCUGCUCGACAACGCGGGUUGUUCACACCGACUUUUAUUGCUUGACCUUUCUAAACGCCGUCGGUCGCGGCUUGUUGAUGUUAUUAUUUGAGAGACUUCCGAGCACAAAUUUACGACCGGAUGUUGAUUGUUGUGUUUUAUAAAAAUAGCAUCACUCUCAGUCGGUAUAAAUUGCAAAUAAAAAAAAUCAAACUUAAGUUAUUUUGACGUUGAAUAUCUAUG